Molecule: messenger RNA, 549 nt
Organism: Fraxinus pennsylvanica
Lineage: Eukaryota; Viridiplantae; Streptophyta; Magnoliopsida; Lamiales; Oleaceae
Source: the annotation of a GenBank genome assembly
AUGGCUUCUACUGCAAAUACUAAGACAGAACUCCUACAUUCCGGCAGGCCAUUCCGGCUGGCCGGUCUACGGAACCUGUCCUUCUCCUCUUCUUCCUCAUCACGUUCAUGUAAUUCAUCCUUUGGAUCACUCUCUUUCAAUGAAGAUUUUAAUUCAUUUAGUCCAAUUACCCCUCUUAGAUUCUCAUCAGGAGUUCCAUUUUCUUGGGAAAAAAUCCCUGGAAUUCCCAAGCAAGAAAGUAUCAAAAACAAAGAAUCCUUAAGGAAUCUUCUACCCUUACCUCCUGCUCGAAAGACCUCGAAUUCCUCCAAGAAAUAUGUUCAUGGACAGAUUUUUCCCAAGAAAAAGGAUCCAUUUUUUGCAGCAUUUGUGGUGUGUUCUAAGGAUGAUGAUGACGAUCACGAUGCAUUUGGCAGUCUUCGGAAAGGAUUAAAGGCCACGAGGGCUCUAAAUUCUUGCAAACGAAGUUGUGCUGUUUCAGAUUCACUUGUUUAUAUUCCAGUUCCAAGAUCAAGCUCAGAUUAUCUGCUCAAUCGGCGUUCAAAAUAA